Dermatophagoides pteronyssinus (European house dust mite) is the source of this 1062-nucleotide messenger RNA. RefSeq lists its product as uncharacterized. NCBI's taxonomy places the organism in Eukaryota, Metazoa, Arthropoda, Arachnida, Sarcoptiformes, Pyroglyphidae. The record is from RefSeq and is a predicted model, not a curated record.
AUGUAUUUGAAUCCGGAAAAAUAUCCAUUCUUUGAAUAUGAAUAUGGAUUUUUAGCAUUUUUCAAUAUGCUUACAAUUGAAGCAUUAUAUCUUCGUCCAGUUAAUACAUUAAGUUUUCAAAUCCUAUAUGAUUGUAUUGUUUAUAAUACUGAUCAAUAUUUCAAAAGUUUAGAUACAAUCGAAAAUGUUGUAAUCAAAAAAUCUAAACGUUUUCAUCAAUAUCAACAAAAUUUUGCUAACAAUUAUCCAAUAUUAUUGAAAAUAAUUCCAAAUUUUAUUCUGGAAACAUUAUUCAGUAUUCGUGUUUGGAUUGAUUCAUGGUUACAAUUGGAUCAUGUUGAUCGAAAAUUAUUCGAACAACAAAAUCGUAUGCGAUUAUUUCCGCAUGCAUCAUUCAAAUGUCGUACAAAUAUUUUAUUAUUUGUAUUAUUGGUUGAUCUUUAUAAUUAUAUCUUCUAUUAUAUAUGCUUUUUUGUCAUAUCAAUAUCAGCAACUAUAAUACUUUAUCAAGGUUAUUCAUUUGAAAUGAUGAAAAAUUCUCUAUUAUUAAAUAUAUGUUUAACAAUCGAAGCAAUAUUAUUUGUAAAUUGUGCAUUUUUUAUGGUAAAAUUAACAAUGUUAAAAUUUGGUAUAUUAAUAUCACAAUAUUUUAUCUAUCAUAAUAAUUGGAAAAAAAUACAAACAUUAAAAUUUAUUUAUCAACAACAUAAUCGUUUAUCAUAUUAUCUAAUAUUUACUAAUCAAAAUCAAUGGAGCCGAUCAUUGUUUAAUAUGGCAUUAAUAUCGAUACCAAUGAAUGCAACAGUAUUAUCUGAAUUUAUUAUUGAAAAAAUGCCAAUGCAAGCACAAUUUAUAUUUAUAUUUGUUGCUUGUAUACAAGGUUGUUUUUGUUUAAGUCCAUUUUUAGUAAUAGCAAUAAUAUGUAAAGAUUUUCAUCAUAUUGAACAAUGGAUAACAAUCAUACAGUUACGCUUGAAAUCAAAAAAACAUUCAAUACAGAUUAAAAUGAAAUUUGAUGAUCUUUAUGGCCGGUUAAUGUUUGGNCGUCAUCGUUAUCAGUAA